Mycetomoellerius zeteki is the source of this 8140-nucleotide messenger RNA. RefSeq names its product nuclear receptor corepressor smrter (gene Smr). The transcript has 14 exons. Gene Ontology annotation, biological process: regulation of transcription by RNA polymerase II. Lineage: Eukaryota; Metazoa; Arthropoda; Insecta; Hymenoptera; Formicidae. The record is from RefSeq and is a predicted model, not a curated record. Bases 245 to 7015 code for a protein of 2256 amino acids. Gene Ontology annotation, cellular component: chromatin.
CGUGCCUGUGCCCGUACCUGCGCCCGUACCUGCGCCUGUUUCCGCACCUCUUAGUCAACCUACUGUCAUCACCAGCCAAACGCCGCCGCCGCCACUCAUUGGGACUCCCUACGCCGUGAGAGACACGUACCGUGCUGGCACUACGAACGUGAACGAGAGGCUUGCUAUCAACGUGAACAGUCCUCUGUCGCAAGUUGGUGGGGUUGGCGGUGUCGGGGUAGUGCCUGCGGCGGAAUAUAGCAGCAUGGGAGCCGGUAGCAGAGGCGAUCGGCAGAGGAUAUCCCUCUUGCCGCCUGUCGGUUCGUCGGUAACGUCUAUACCAUCGCCUUCUGCUGCCGCCGCCGCAUCGGAUUACCAGCAACAUACGACGGCGACAAGGAAUCCGCCGCGAGUAGGCCUCAUGCCCGUCCAGCCUGAUCAGUAUUGCAGUCGCACCCCCGUCGACAUGUCCAGUCUGCAACAGGAUGCGCCACCUUUCAAGAAGAUCCGUCUAGGGCCACAUCAGCAGAUUCAGCAGCUGCAAUCGCAGCCUCAGCCGCGUUGCCUGUCACCCGCGGACCCAUGCGGAGGCAAGCAAGAACAACAGCAGCAUGUUGUGCAGUUGCAACAGCCACUUAGGAUAGACACCAGGGAGCAGCCUGCCGUGGGAGCGUAUACGCCACAAACAGAAGCUAUUUCGCCUACGCUUCCAGAACCGAGUACGCAAGAGGAUGCACAAUAUAGAAGUACUAAGGACGAUCUUCUGCAGCAAAUUGGCAAGGUUGACAGGGAGAUCGCUAAGAGGGAGAAUCAGUUAAAUAUGUUGCGAAAGAGGUUAAAAGAAUUAGAAGAAACAGCGAAUAAGCCUCUGGAAGUAAAAGACACUGAGGAACAGUCACAGCAACCAAAGCAUCAAUCGAUGGCGCAAAAGGUUUACGCUGAGAAUAGGAGAAAGGCGGAAGAAGCUCAUAGACUCUUAGAAAGACUGGGCCCCAAAGUAGAACUACCUUUAUAUAAUCAACCGUCGGACACAAGUGUAUACCAAGAAAAUCGUACACGGCAUCAGACGUGUAUGCGUGCCAGACUUAUAGCUAGGCUUCGGAGAGAACACGCUGAGCGCGCGUCUCUUCAUCGGCAGCAGUCACAAACGUACGCAAUUUUGGUUCAAGAAUGGCAUCGUAAGGUGGAACGGUUAGAAGCAACGCAGAAGAGGAAAUCGAAGGAAACAAAGAAUCGCGAGUUCUUCGAGAAGGUAUUUCCCGAGUUGCGAAAACAGAGGGAAGAUAAGGAGCGUUUUAACAGAGUUGGUGCUCGUAUUAAGAGUGAAGCCGAUCUUGAAGAGAUAAUGGACGGUCUACAAGAACAAGAGAUGGAGGAUAAGAAGAUGCGUUCGUAUGCAGUCAUACCGCCUUUAUUAUUGGAUGCGAAGCAACGAAGGAUCGCGUUUCAAAAUCGGAAUGGAUUGCUCCAACCAGAAGAAUUAGAAGCUCUUCACAGUGAACGUAAAUUGAUCAAUGUAUGGAGUUCGGUGGAGCACGAAUUAUUUAAAGAGAAAUACCUUCAACAUCCUAAGAACUAUGGAGUGAUAGCUCAAUCGUUAGAACAUAAGUCCGUUCCAGAUUGUGUACAUCACUACUACCUCACUAAAAAAGCAGAAAAUUAUAAACAGCUUUUACGAAAAUCGCGCCAACGGACACGUAGCUCUCGGAAUAAUCCGAAUAAUAAAGUAAAUAAUACCAGUUCGACUAUUGGACCUAUAGAUAUUUUAACGACAGGCGUAACGACAAGGUUACAGCGGGAGCAGCAACAGAAAACUCAGGAGAAUCCUCAGAAUAGUUCGGCAACGACUACGUCUGCAUCCACAACGAGCACUACGGGCACAUCGAGCGUAUCGUCAACAACUGUCGGAACCACGACAAUAACGACGACGACGACUCCUUCGAGCUCGAUAGCGUCGGGCGUUAGUGUAACCGCGGAUUCAGUAACGACAUCAACGACAACGACAAUGACAUCAGUCCCGAACUCCACCGCGACGUCAAGCAUCUCGACAACGUCGACAAUGUCCAGUACGAAGGAUUCCAGGGAGGCGAGUAAGGAGAAUAAAGAGAACAAAAUUGAUUUAAAAGAAUCUCAUCUCAUAAAAGUAGAGCCGAAAGAAGAGUCACAAUCGGAACCUACGUCGGGGAAGGACAUUAAAGUAAUAAUGGAAGGGAAAGGCGCACUAUCAUCGUCUGCGUCUUCGUUGAACAACGCGACGAACGUUUCGACUAUCCAGUCAGACUUCAAGGAAUCCAGUAAAAAGAAACCAGGUUGCAGGGACACGAAUAACAGUGGUGCUAACGUAGCAGCUAGUGGUAGAAUAAAAGAUAAGAAGAAAGAGAAUCAUACUCCUAUGGAAACCAGUGAUGAAGAGGCACCAUCGAUCGACGUCAUCGAGGGUGGUAAACAGAUAGGACCUCACGCUUGCACGGUGUGCCAAAGCGUCGUCGAGGGAAGCGCGCAUAGUCGCGCGUUACCACGUAGCCAAGCGUCGCAGUACGGCCUACGGGAGGAUCAAGUACCUCCUGGUGCGCGUGUCUGUAACACUUGCCGCUGCAAGGCCGUCCGUGGACGUUACACCGCCUGCCCGUUGCCGGGCUGUCCGAAUCUGAGCAGCUCUAAAUCGAGAGUGAAACGGCUAAGAGCGUUACCUUCCAAGUGGCUUGACUUGCCACCGGAAAUUCGGGAGCCAAUCGCUCAAGAAUUCCAAAUACCAAACAGCGCGACGAAAUGUUGCUCGGCUUGCUUCAGCCGCAUAUCGCGCCGUUUGGCGCCGCAUCUUGCCGGUGGUACCGAAGUAUCCGAGGAUGGCGCCGAUGCUUUAUCGCGUCAGUGGACGGACGAGGAGCUCGAACAACUCCGCAGGGCACUUCGGGAACAUGGUACCAAUUGGCCGAAAGUCGCCGAACAGAUACCCGGCAAAACGAAUCAUCAGUGCAAAAACUAUUAUUUUGCUUACCGAAAGAAAUUGAGCCUCGAUCAAGUAGUUGCCGAAUACUACGCCUCACUGGGCGAGGAACGAAGACCGUGUCUGACUGACGAGGAAGAAAGUGGCAGUAGUACUAGUAGCUGCGAUGAACUGGCUGUUCAUGAUUCAAGUGAUACAGCCAGCGCAGGAAGUCCUGCAACGACGAUGACAGGCAGUAAUGUAGCAUCGAGUGGUACUGCGGCGACAUCGUCGUCAUUAUCGAUGUCUUUCCGAUCCAGCGAGCAAAAACUCGGCGAGAAACUCUCGGAUAUAGCCGUAGUAUCACUUGUACCGCCCGGAUCAUCUCAACAGUCUUCCAGCAGUGGAACUGCUACUGCUACUUCGGGUGGCAGGGAAGAUUACGACAGUUCUGCCACGGAGACAGCGGACGAAGGUCAGGGAGGUGCUGACUUGGAAAAUAGCAGUGUUGUGGUGACUCUGACAACCUCCAAUAGUAACACAACAUCGUUGCCACAACAUCCGCAGCCACCACCAAUUGUUCAUUCACCACCUUCAACAACGAGUAAUUCCAAUCCACUCACUGUCAAGGAUCUCAUGCUUGGAGUCAUCGAGAUGCAAUUAAAACGUACUCCCAACAGUCCAGCCGACGGUGGUGGUUCGUCAGCACCCAAUAGUUCUGGCACUCCGACGAUAUCUAGUAUUUUGAAGACAGAUCAUCGUAACGAUAUAACAUAUAUUCGUGGCUACAAAUCUUCAUCAAAUAUAGCAAAUACUACGUUGUCUAAUAGAGAUACAAAUCUAGCCACGCUCUCUGUUGUCUCGGGACCUCAUCAUGCUCAUCGUUCUGCUCCAAGUCCACAACCAAUUGGUCAAAUGCAAGCUACCAUUACACCUUGCCCACCAACAGUGCCGAGUAGUCAAGCUUCAUCUUCGGACUUGCUGCCUAAGGAAGGUUUGGUUGUCAUGCAAGUACAACAAGCGUUGCGAGAGACGGAAGGAACGUUGGAUUUGAGUAUCAAAAAACCAAGAUUACAACAAGAUUACAAUCAUUCAAUGCAGCUUCACAAGCCGCCGACGGUGACGCUUUAUCGACCGGAACCGCCGCCGGGCGCGUAUUAUCAUCCUCACGCGCCUCAUCCCGAACAAGGUCGUGGCGCGAAAAGUCCAUUGAUUUAUGCUUCGUCACCGCGACCACAAGCACCUAUUACACCUAAGAUGAAUAAAGUCACCGUACCACCGCCUCAUCCCAAGCUAUCUCCAAAAUUAAGCACCAUAGCCACGCCAGGUCACAAGGGUGGUUCCAUCACGCAUGGCACGCCUGUAUCCACAGCGCGUUAUGAAGGUUUAUUGCGGCAAAUGACACCGCCUGGUAAUCCAACGGUUACUGGUGCUGCUCCGAACGCUAGUGAACGAGGCGGUGGCGGCGGCGGCGCCAUUAACGCAGGCUCCGCUGUACCAGGGACUCCGAAAGAUACAGGUGGUUCAAUCACACAAGGUACACCGGUGCUUCCGUUCGCGGUAGACAAACGCGGCACGCCUAUAUACGAUUAUCAUCGUACCAUCCGACAUUCGCCUGUGACGGGCGGUGGCAACGUUCCACCCCCACCGCCGGGACAAGGUCCUACAAGUCAGGCAGCGUCGCCAGCCGUGGUAGUGAGUCAUGGUGGCAGUCAGUAUAAUUCUUAUUCUGCCGCAGGACGCCCGCCGCCCAGUUACUCGAUGGAGCAACAAUUGUCCAGCCGACAGAUCAUUAUGAAUGACUAUAUCACAAGUCAGCAGAUGCAUGCGCGUGCUCGUGGUAGCAGUAGUACUGGUGCAUCUGUUGCUGCUGAGACGACCGGUAAGAGUGAACCGCCACCGCCACCGUCGUCUACUCUCUACUAUACUAGUACGCCUCCUCCAUCACAAACACAUACGCAACCGCGGCAAGGUGUUAUCCAGAGGCACAAUCCUCAGAAGCAAAUGCACUAUCCACCACCGCCACCUGGCCUGGAGGCGUUCUCUAGUUUAGUGGAUGUGGCAGUACAACAACCCAGUCUUCCGGUGCCACAUCCGCACGGCCAUCCAGCUGCAUCCGGUAGUGGUGGCCACGAGGGUCUCGGUAAAACGAUGGCAGAUCGCCUGUUAGCUGAUCGUUAUGACAAUAACCGCGCGUUUCGCGAGCAAGAGAUACGGCUGCAGGAACAUCGUAUGGCGGCAAUGCAGGCUGCAGAACACAGACUAGCAGUGGCUGCAGCGGUGCAGCAGCAUCAUCAUCGCGAUCGAGAUAGAGAACGCGACCUCGUUCAUCUACGAGAAAAGGAGGAACAUCGUUUGCAUCGUGAAAAGGAAUUGCAACAACUGGAGCACCGUUUUGCGGUGCAGCAGCACCAUCAACAACGUGAAAAAGAUCUCCAGCAGCAAGAGCACCGUCUCGCGCAGCAGCGAGAAAAGGAUAUGCACGUCGAGCACGCUCGUUUGUCUGUGCAGCAAGUCCGGGAAAAGGAUAUUCAACACGAACAUCGACUUAGCGUACAUCAACAGCGAGAAAAAGAGAUACACCAAAAAAUGGUGGCAGCUGCCGCACAACGUGAGAUUGAGCAUGAGCAUCGACUUGCUGUACAACAACAACGCGAGAAGGAGAUGCAACAGCAGGAGCGACUCGCCAUUCAGCAACACGAAAAAGAUGUUGAACGUCGCCUGGCUAUGCAGCACCGCGAAAGGGAUCUGGCGCAUCUUCAUCAACAACAGCAACAACAACAACAACAGAUCCAGCAGCAUAUUCAGCAACAACGUAUAGAGGCCGAGAGAAGACAUAUUGCGCAACUAUACAGAGAUCAACAGCAAAUCGAUAGAGAUUCGUCGAGAUUAGCGAGCCUCGGAUUCUCCUCGCAACCUUCCAGGCUUCAGCAAUCUCAACAGUCUCAACAGCAGCAGCAGCAGUCAUCGUCGUCAUCGUCAUCUUCGCGACAGAGUCAAUCUUCCAGUCAGCAGAACGACUCGUCGACUCUCACAGCCGCCAGUUUAAUUGACGCUAUCAUCACCCAUCAGAUCAAUCAGAGUGUUGAGAAUCCCGGUGCAAGCGGAUCGUCAGCUAAUCAGCCAGCACGUGCUGGCGAUCGUCUUUUUCAGGGAUUUCAUCGUGAAAAUCAACAAGAACCUAAUGGCAUAGCUCACAGUCCCGCUGGUGAAGGCAGCGGUGGUGGAAAUGGUGGAAGCGGUAACGGAAGUGGCGGCAAUAAAGCAAUCACUCUCGGCGAGCACGUUGAUCAUAUUGUUUCUAAAGAUUAUGGCCCGCCUCAUUCGUCGUAUAGAUCCUACGCUGGAUAUCAAAUUUCCGAAGAUCAAUGGAAGAGACGAAAACUUAAUGAGCCGGACUCGGUGAAGACUGGGGACGAACGACAAAUAAUACGUGUUGCGCAACAGCAGCAUACACAGCAGCAACAGCAGCAUCAAUCAUCGGGAAAGCAGCAAUAUCAUACGGUUGAGCCAGUUUCGCCGCCGGAGGCAACUACCAAUCAUUACGCACGUCGCUUGUACGAUUCGAGCACUGCCACAUCCACUUCCGGGACUCCCUCCAACAAGUCGCAUUCGACGCCGUAUGACGUGUCGCCAUUCGAUUAUGUGAAAAACAAGAUAGUUGAGGUGAUGCGUACUGAGGACGACAAGGCCGGAGGUGGCGGCGGCGACGGUGGUGCGGGCUCCGAUAGAAACGGAGGCGGCAAUUCCGUCGUUGUGUCUGAGAAGGAUGAAAAGGGGGCUAGUGCAGAGAGAAGCGUGGAGAGAAGCCCAUCGAGUGGCGGUGGUGGUGGAAGUGGCGGUGGCGGUAAUAGCGGAAGCAAUGAAAUGGUGGUCGACAAUGCGGGUGGACCGAAUCCAACCACUCGUGAACAACCACCACCGCCGCCUGCGCCCGCAGCUACUACCACGUUUUAUCCAUUUAGUGCGUUAGGGGUGCACACAGGACCACCGCCGGCCCCGCCACCCACCUCAGCUACAUCCGCCUCUGUGGCAAAAUCGGAACAGAUGCAAGCCGAGCCGGCGCCGUUGCUUUCCUCGCAAUACGAGCCGCUCUCGGAUGAGGAUUGAUAGUCUUCUAUAACUGUUCAGCGCUGUAACUGUUCUUACGCUAAACUGGCAUAUAUUAGUGCGACGAUGCAUGGCUAUUAUGGAUGCAGAGAGAUGCUGUGGCAUACGUCUUUUUAGGAUACUCGCAGAUGAUCAUCGAUUGAAACAAUGUUUAAUUAUAUUGGACGAUUUAUCGAUUAUAUUGGACGCUUUACAGGCAAUCAGAAGCCACAUUGCGUUCUUGUCGAUCGCCAAAUCCUAAUCUAAUUUAAGAGACUUCUUCUUUUUAUAUAUACGCAUAUAUAUAUAUAUAUAUGUACACACAUACAUAUAUAUAAAUAUAAAUAUGUGUAUGUAGAUAUAUAUAAAUAUGAAAAUUUGCGAUCUCCGGCGAGAUAAAUGGAGAAAUAUAAUGUUUUAAACAGAGUCCCACACAUAUUGUUGUUUUACGAACUCUUUGUAAUUUCAUUGUAUUUUUAGUCAAAAAUCAUUCCCGCGUCACGCGAAGAGAGGUAAAUUUACGAAACGCAUACUUCGAUUUUAUUUGCCUUCUCGCGAUGUUGCGCUGGUUUUCAGUUAAAUACAUAGCGACGAAUAGUUUUAUCUAAUAAUUAGUUAUUUGCGAUGUAUAAUUUAUAAUAUGAUGCCGAUAUGGACAUUAAAGUUAUCUGUAUAAAUACAUAUAUGUAUAAGUACAUGUCAACGUGGAAAACUAAUUACAUUGACGCCGUGGUUUUGAUGGGCCCUUUUUUUAAAAUCUCGCGAGUUAUUGUACAGGUUCGGAGUUUUAGUUUAGCGAAAUUUUAUGAGUGCGAUAGUUCUAAAGAAAAGAAAUCGUUACAUAAUCGUUAAAUAACAUGUACUCGCCUAUACAUAUACAUAUUUUUCACUUUUUAGGUUUUUUCGAUACUCGCAAAUGUAUAUGUACGUUAGCGUUUCAUUUCGCAAAGGAAAUAAAUCGGGAUCGACACUCGAUAUAUAUCCAUUCUAUUUCAUAUAUGUACUAAUAUACCGAGUGCUCGAAGCUUUAGUCGUUCGAUCGAGGUGAAUUAUUAUUUUUUUAUGUUGACUUGGGCUUGAUCAGUCCGCAAAAAGACAUCGGUAUACGCGUAAGCAUCCGAUCUGUGAAACAUCUAGGUCUAUAUA